Molecule: messenger RNA, 1158 nt
Organism: Colletotrichum graminicola M1.001
Lineage: Eukaryota; Fungi; Ascomycota; Sordariomycetes; Glomerellales; Glomerellaceae
Product: peroxisomal membrane protein
Exons: 2
Coding region: 1-1158 (385 amino acids)
Biological process (GO): peroxisome organization
Cellular component (GO): peroxisomal membrane
Source: RefSeq, a predicted model, not a curated record
AUGUCGACUUCCGCUGAUAUUCCCAAUAAAACCCGCCUUUCGCAUCAGCCGUCAACGAUCCGCGCCGUCCUAUCGCUGCCGCCACAAUGGCUUCACAUGUACGACGAGUUCAUCACCAAGAACGCUAGUCAGGUCUCCCAAAUAGAAUCAGCUCUGAGGUCACUGACCUACAUCAUCCCGGGUCGUUUCCGCGAUGCUGAGAUUGCCUCCGAAACGGUCCAUUCGAGUGUGCAGCUUCUGUCUCUUUACCAUGAUACACUGCUCAUGCGCGCCAUAUCACGCAUUCCCAUGGCACGGUUGCCAUCUCCUCACAGUCGCUAUACCAAAUACUGGACUCAACGCAGUCCAACCUACCGCCGCAUCGCCAUGCUGCUGCAGAUGGUUACAUACACACAACUCCUCUGCGAGAUGGCAGCCAAGAGGCGCGGGGGCGAGCGCGGUAGGUGGCGCGUGAUCGUGCUGCUAGAGGCCAUUAAGGCCAUCUGCCGUCUGCUGCUACUGCGCGUGACGCGCUCACGGCCUCUCGUCUCGCCGGUACUUCCCGAGCGGGAGCCUAUCCCCGAAGAACCGGAAGCCGAUAACGAUGGCGCUAUCAAACAGAUGUUCGACGAGUCUGUCACUGGCCAUCCUCCAGGGGCUGGUGAUGACGCUCCGAAGCCACACGAAAAGGACUGGGUCAUGCCCAGGACCGGAAUGAGCCUUCCUUCGUUGCCCAAUGCCGGCGACAUCAGCGGCUAUCUUCUGGGCAAGGUCCUGACUGCUGAAGAUAUCAAACCCGCAGCCAAGCUGCUAAACCAACUACAUGGCAGUGCACAUGCGGCCGAGGUGCUCCAUAUCCUGGCGCCGCUCAUUUAUGCGUUGGCCCUCUCCAAAAGCAAGAACAAGAAGUCGUGGGCGCCAUGGCUAGUAGGUUUGAGCGUUGAAUACGCCGCACGCCAACUCAGGGACCGGAGCUUCAGGACCAUGCCGCUUGAACGUGAUGAGUGGAAUAAACGAGGCUGGGCCAUGGGAUGGUGGGCCAUGCGUGGAGCCUUCUACGAGAACGUCAUGAAGGGCGUCGUCGGCGGCGUGCGCUCAAGAGUUCCCGGGCUCAUUGGCGGAAUCCUGGAAGACUACGAGUACCUGUGGGAGAAUUACUAUUUCAGUACCAGUGCAUAG